AUGGAUAUACCGAAACUAGAAAACUCUCCGAUUAGAACUGAAUGGCUAGAAUCUAACAACAAAUCAGAACUUCUAAAUAAAUAUUAUAAAAACUAUGUCCAACCAGUUAAAGAAAAGGGCACCGAAAAGGAAUUUUGUGCCUCUAUUGAAGAUCCUGUACGGAAACAAAAAAUAUUUCCAGGUUAUCAAUUCAGAAAUGUGAUUGCAAAUCAACGAACAUGGAACGUAAAAUUUCCUCGCGAAAAGUUUCCUCUAGACCGUAAAAUAUACGAUCAAUUUUUAGAUUCAUUUAGCAUAGGGUCAAUCGCUGAUUUUAAUCCAGAAGAUUACGGUUUGGUAUCAUCAGAUGUGAGUACUACAAAAUCUACAGAAACUACAGAUCAUCAGUUAAAUGGUAGUGAAAGGUCACACGAGAAGAAAAAGAAGAAAAAACACAAGCAUGAUUCAGAACAUAAAGAAAAGAAACAGAAACAUAAACGGGAAAAAGAUCAUAAAAAAGAUAAAGAUGGAGAACAUAAAAAGAAGAAAAGAAAAAAG
Messenger RNA from Racocetra persica, 537 nucleotides. Lineage: Eukaryota; Fungi; Glomeromycota; Glomeromycetes; Diversisporales; Gigasporaceae. The record is from the annotation of a GenBank genome assembly.